AAUAGUGAUUAUUUAUUUAAAUUAUUAUUGAUUGGUGAUUCGGGUGUUGGUAAAUCAUGCCUUUUGUUACGUUUUGCUGAUGAUACAUAUACAGAAUCGUAUAUAUCAACUAUUGGUGUUGAUUUUAAAAUUCGUACAAUUGAAUUAGAUGGUAAAACAAUUAAAUUACAGAUUUGGGAUACAGCUGGUCAAGAACGUUUUCGUACAAUAACAUCAUCAUAUUAUCGUGGUGCACAUGGUAUAAUUGUUGUUUAUGAUGUAACCGAUAUGGAAACAUUUCAAAAUGUUAAACAAUGGCUUCAAGAAAUUGAACGUUAUGCAUGCGAUAAUGUUAAUAAAUUAUUGGUCGGUAAUAAAGCUGAUGUGGUUGCUAAAAAAGUAGUCGAUUAUACAACAGCCAAAGAAUUUGCUGAUAAUCUAGGCAUUCCAUUUAUCGAAACUUCAGCCAAACAGGCUACAAAUGUUGAACAAGCAUUCUUGAUGAUGGCAUCGGAAAUUAAAUCACGUAUAGGUCCAUCAACUGCUUCCAACAGAGAUACCGGUGGACAAACUAUUAAUCCAGGACAGACAACUUCGAUUAAUCAAAAAUCAAGUGGAUGUUGUUAGAAAACAAAAAAAAAAUUCAUUACAUCAUUCAUUUUCGAUUCAAAACAAAAAAAAAACAAUCUUUUAUUGCCUGCUGCUGCUGUUACAUAAUCGUUGUUCAUUUGAACAUACCCAUUCAACAACAACAACAAAAAAAAAUAGUUGUCUUUAUAAUACAUCAAGCAUCUCUCUCUACCUAAUAUCUUGUUUCGGUGAAUUCAAACCAAAACUAAAUGUUUUUUUUAAUUCAAAAGUUUGGCGGCAAUAUUUCAAAUAUUUCAACAACAACAUCAACAAAAAUUGAUUGUCAAAUUGAUUUCUCUCCCUCCCUUCAUAUAUUAUCUUUACACAAUCUUCACACUCACACACACACACACGCAUACAUUGUCACAAAAUACCUACACCCAUAAUAUACUUUAUAAUAAUAAUGAUAUUUAACAACAA
Messenger RNA from Dermatophagoides pteronyssinus (European house dust mite), 1029 nucleotides. It is a transcript of the gene Rab1, whose product is annotated as RAS oncogene family member Rab1. The record is from RefSeq and is a predicted model, not a curated record. NCBI's taxonomy places the organism in Eukaryota, Metazoa, Arthropoda, Arachnida, Sarcoptiformes, Pyroglyphidae. Gene Ontology annotation, molecular function: GTPase activity; GTP binding.